Clarias gariepinus (North African catfish) is the source of this 4535-nucleotide messenger RNA. RefSeq names its product two pore segment channel 1 (gene tpcn1). The record is from RefSeq and is a predicted model, not a curated record. The coding region runs from base 423 to 2822 and encodes 799 amino acids. Lineage: Eukaryota; Metazoa; Chordata; Actinopteri; Siluriformes; Clariidae. Gene Ontology annotation, cellular component: lysosomal membrane; endosome membrane. The transcript is spliced from 26 exons. Gene Ontology annotation, biological process: transmembrane transport; monoatomic ion transport. Gene Ontology annotation, molecular function: voltage-gated channel activity; monoatomic ion channel activity.
GUACACUACAUAGGGACACUGUGCAUAAGGAAAGCGUGUUUCAGGACACGACCGCGGUGUCGCCGUUAUUGUUAUAAGUUAGCUAGCAUGUCCGAGUAGUGUUAGUUUCUCUAUCCGGCUCAGUGUAAACACAGACUAGCGGAAGUGUGUUAUUACUAACUGGACAGCUGUGUGUGAGUGUGUGUGAGUGUGUGUGUGUAAGAGUGGGAGCCGAUCUGUGGUCAGCUGUAAGAGGAAAUUAGAGACAAGUUCCUUAAGGAUUUAGUGGAGUAACUUUGAGACAGGAUCAAUAACAAGUUCAGGCUGGAUGCAGGGCGUUUAGUUUAAAGGGUGUGUGUGUGUGUGUGUGUGUGUGUGUGUGUGUGUGAGAGAGAGAGAGAUCAGAUGUGAUCAGGUUAAUUUACAGUACAGAGAGCUGCAGGAUGUCAGACGGGGAUGAUGAUGUGCCUCUGAUCUUCACCUGGGAGGAAACAGCUGACCUGCUGGAGGAGAAUGGAGUCGGGACCUACGAUGCUCUGAGCAACAUGAGCAACCCCACAGCCCCGGACUCCAGCUGCCCCAAUUCCUUGAGGCAGAGCUGGGAGAUGAACUAUCAGGAAGCAGCUAUAUAUCUACAGGAAGGGGAGAAUAAUGAUAAGUUUUACACACACCCACGGAACCCCCGCGCCCUCAGUGCCUACCUGUUCGUCCACAAUCACCCGUUCUAUCUGAUGGAGCUCGUGACCGGAAUGCUGCUCAUGCUGCUCUCACUGUCCGAGGCUCCGGCUGUUCCGCCGCUCCGACUCGACGUUUAUGUUCAUGCGACUCUGGAGCUCUUGGCGUUGGUGAUGGUGGCGUUUGAGCUGUGCAUGAAGCUCCGCUGGCUCGGCUUUCACACGUUCAUACGGCACAAGAGGACCAUGGUGAAGACGAGCGUGCUGCUGAUCCAGUUCGUCGAGGCGAUCGUAGUGUUAGUGAGACAGACGUCUCACCUGCGCGUGACCCGAGCCCUCAGGCCCAUCUUCCUCGUCGACUGCCGGUACUGCGGUGCCGUGCGUAGGAACCUGCGCCAGAUUUUCCAGUCGCUCCCACCGUUCAUCGACAUCCUCCUCCUGCUGCUCUUCUUCAUGGUCAUCUUCGCCAUCCUCGGCUUCUGUCUGUUCUCCAACAACCCAGCCGACCAUUACUUUAAAACACUGGAGGACAGUAUAGUGAGUUUGUUCGUUUUGCUCACUACUGCGAAUUUCCCGGACGUGAUGAUGCCGGCGUACUCGCGGAAUCGCUGGUCCUGCAUCUUCUUUAUCGUUUAUCUCUCCAUCGAGCUCUACUUCAUCAUGAACCUCCUCCUGGCCGUGGUGUUCGACACGUUCAACGGUGUAGAGAAAGUCAAGUUCAAGUCUCUUCUUUUACACAAACGCUCCGCCAUCGAACACGCCUUCCAGCUGCUGGUUAGCCGCCAGAGACCGGAUGGAAUUUCUCUGAGGCAGUUUGAUGGACUGCUGCGUUUUUAUCGACCGAGGAUGAGAGCACGUGAUCGCUUCCUCACGUUUAAAGCUCUCAACCAACCAGGGUCUCAAAUGCUCAGGCUGCAGGACUUGUAUAAUGUGUAUGAGGUGAUGGGGCUGAAGUGGAAGGCUCGGCGUAGUGGUGAACAUUGGUUUGAUGAUCUUCCACACACAGCGUUCCUCAUUUUUAAAGGUAUCAACCUGGUGGUGAAAUCCAGAGUGUUUCAGUACAUCAUGCAUAUCGUUGUGGCUGUAAAUGGAGUCUGGAUCCUGGUGGAGUUCAACAAAUCAGACAGUUACUUUAACUGGUCCCAACCCGUACCCUGGAGCUACAUCGUGUUCCUCACGAUUUAUGGUGUUGAGGUUUUGUUAAAAAUCACUGGUCUCGGGCCCUUGGCUUACUUCAGCUCUGGAUGGAACCUGUUCGACUUCUCGGUGACGGUCAUCGCGUUCCUGGGUUUGAUCGCGCUGGUCUUCCACAUGGAGCCGUUCUACUUUGUUGUGGUUCUGAGACUGCUACAGCUGCUCCGAUUGUUUAAGAUCAAGUUGCGUUUCCGUAACGUGUUGGACACCAUGUUUGAGCUGUUUCCACGCAUGGCCAGUCUCGGGCUGACUCUCAUCAUCUUUUAUUACUCCUUUGCGAUUGUCGGGAUGGAGUUCUUCGCCGAGGUCGUCUAUCCCAACUGCUGCAACACCAGUACGGUCGCUGAUGCGUAUCGGCAGAUCAACGUAACCGUUGGCAACCACACGGUGCUGCAGGAGGGCUACUACUAUCUCAACAACUUCAACAACAUCCUCAGUAGCUUUGUGACGCUGUUUGAGCUGACUGUCGUCAACAACUGGUAUAUUACCAUGGAGGGUGUGACAUCACAGACGAGUCAUUGGAGUCGCCUUUACUUCAUGACCUUCUACAUCGUCACCAUGGUUGUUAUGACGAUAAUCGUUGCAUUUAUCCUCGAUGCGUUUGUCUUCCGGAUGAACUACAGUCGCAAAAACAGAGAACCGCAAGACGACCUGGAAGAUGAGAAGGGGAUCGUGUUUGAAGUGGACGUGUCUCGUGCGGAAGCUUUCCAAACUCUGGAACUUUACAAACACACACUUACAGGGAUGAACAUCAGCUCGUUGCAGGAAAUGUGUGUGUCCAUGGACAGGAAUGGGCACGCGAAUCUCGUCUUCCAGGGUCGAAGGUCGCGAACCAAAAGUGACCUGAGUAUGAAGAUGUAUCAGGAGGAGAUCCAGGAAUGGUACAUAGAAUAUUCCAGAACGAGUCUACCUCAGCCUGACCGCGCGCUUCACCCGGACCUGGAUAGUCCUGAUCCCACAGUCAGCAUCAACUGAUGCGAGAGAGCGCGCACACACACACACACACACACACACACACACAUACACACACACACACACACACACGCGCGCGCUAAGAGAAAAUAGACGAAGGACCUUCUAAACCGUCUUUCUUCUCCUAAGAGAGGCUGCUGUGCGUAUCGCCAUGGCGACGCCCACUAUUCUCUCCAAGACGCCUUAUUUCUCUUCACAUCCUUGUGGUUUCGUGACCAAUCAGGGAAAGACCGGACCAGCUGUCGGACUGCACUCGGGUCCGGGAACCGUUGUUUUGUUUGUUUGUUUUUUUUCUCCCAGGAAGCACAAAAGACCGUAUUUUUUUUUAUUUUUUUUUAUUCUUUUAAUUUUGUUUUUUAAAGAAGAACCUGAUCAGUUGUUGGAUUUCACCAAAGUGUGAAACAAAUCAAACAUAAUGGAGAAAAACACACACAGGUCACUAGCAGCUUCUUUAGCAGCUACACCCACCCACACACACACACACACACACACACACAGAGUACGCCGUCUCUUAUAAAUCAGAAUGUAAUUAGCAUUAAAACCUAUUAAUAUGUUUAUUUCAGCAAUAUUGUCGUACAUAAGCUCCAUAUCCACAGUACACUUUAUUUACCCCAGAACGCUAACUCUGCAGCUUUUGCUAUCAAACGCGCCAUGCUAACCGUUCCUACAUUUAUGUUUAUUCACACUCAGCCUCCAUGUUAGCUCAGACCUUCCAUUUCCAGAGCAUUAAUCUGGGCUAAUUAUCUAGCUAAAAAAUUCCCUUACUCCAAAAAAUCCUAUAAACCCCACACGAUGCUAAGAAAGCUAACGAACGUUAGCGCAUUAUACAGUAUUUCUGAGAGAAGUUGCCACGCUAAUUCUUUCUCACUAAACUUUAGAAACAGCUCUUACCUGAGGUUGGUUGUAUUUUCCUAAAUUACAGUAACUCAACGACAUGCAGUGAAAAGGUUAGCGCUAUGCUAGGAAGGUGCACACGAUGCUGCAAAAAUGGACCUAAAAUGAAGGAAAAAAAAUCUGAGGGGAAAAUUGAUAAUACAACAAGCGUAGGACUAGUGACUAGUAGUAAAAAGUAGCUAAAUCUCAAACUUUGAAGGUAGAAACCCACUUAGCUAGCUUUACACCAAAGGAUUAGCUUAACAUAGAAGCUAACUAGCAAGAGAGAGAAUGUUUUAUCAUGAUAUAACAUGAAAUAAUUGAGGGAUUUAAAUAAAGCAGAAUGAAGUUUACUGAUGUGGCAAAAUGCUAAAGCGUAGCCUAUACUAGCUAAAGUAUUUCCAUUACAUAUACUAUUAGCGACAUUAGCGAUGUUUACACAAAUCUUUUCAGUUUUCUUUAUGUUUUUCCCCCUCAGCUAAUACAGCUACGAUCCGGAUCUGGUAGAAUUAAUUUAUUUCUUCCCCACAGGCGUCUGGCGCCCCCCAGUGUUUUAACUCUCUGUUCUUUUUUAUAAACCAUGUCGUUUACGAUGUUUUUAAGGACCGAUGUUCUCUACACAAACCUUUCUGUGAAGAUUUGCCUUUGCGUCGCAGAAGCUUCGGAUAGAUUUGAGGCGUGCGGUCUCGAGGCUGUUCGAGUUUCGAGUGAACGCUCGGUACACGGAGCCGGCGGCGGUGAUGGUGUACGGCGAAGGGUUUACGCACAUCUUCUCUUCCUUUUCUAUUCCUGUUCUUUUGUAUAAUAACGUACUGAAUCUAUUAAAUGAUUCAUUUCAGCGAU